This is a messenger RNA of Stegostoma tigrinum, 6085 nucleotides long. RefSeq names its product toll-like receptor 1. Lineage: Eukaryota; Metazoa; Chordata; Chondrichthyes; Orectolobiformes; Stegostomatidae. The record is from RefSeq and is a predicted model, not a curated record. Bases 644 to 2848 code for a protein of 734 amino acids. The transcript is spliced from 5 exons. Gene Ontology annotation, molecular function: transmembrane signaling receptor activity; protein binding. Gene Ontology annotation, biological process: immune response; toll-like receptor signaling pathway; inflammatory response. Gene Ontology annotation, cellular component: membrane.
CUCCAGGCCAUGGGGGGAAACUGUUGGUGUUGCACUCGCGCUGAGUGCAGAAUUCCGUUUGUGAUUUUGAAUACGGACUCUGUCCACAGGUGUCGUUAACACCCCUGAAUAUUUUUGUUUUGAGUAAGUCAUGCCUGUUGUCCCAGUUUCAUCAUGGUUUUCUACUUGCACAGGCAACUUCCUCAUUUUCAAAUCUGUAACUUAGCAAGGACUAAUAACCUUAACAUUUUUUCCUGAAGAAGGGUCUAGGCCCGAAACGUCAGCCUUCCUGCUUCUCUGCUGCUGCUUGGCCUGCUGUGAUCAUCCAGCUCUACACCUUGUUAUCAUUUGACUAAUAACCUCUCACCAUUUACUGUCAACGCAAAAACUGAGUGUUUUAAGUGUAACAUUGAAGAAAGGUUCGUGUCCACAGUGCAAAGCCGAACUUCCCACCGAUCCAUGCAAACCUUGUUUAUAAAUAACACGCAAGAUGUUGGUGCAGAGACCAUGUUCCUUUGCAGAGGACAAUUUGCAAGAAUACCACUUUAAAGGGAAAACCAGCAACUAUACUACAUGAGAGUCUCCUCAUUAAGCAAAGUAGAUUCCACAAGAGAAAUACAUCUGUGUUCAACUGCAGGAAAGAAAUGCAAGAAAGUACCCCAGAAUGGUCAACAUUCUCUCUUUCUUUGUGUGGAUUUUAAUGUUUCAACCCUGCCACAGUCUUUGCUUUCCUGUAGCAAAUGAUAUUGUCACAAACUAUUCAUCUUCUUCAUUGUCCACUGUGCCAAAGAACCUAUCAAAUCUCACAAACAUACUGGAUUUAUCACAGAACAACAUUACUGAGAUUUAUAUGCAGGAUUUUGCCCCUCUCCACCAGUUGAAAUAUUUGAAUUUGUCCUCCAAUAAGAUCAACAAUUUAGCACCCGCUUUUUUCAGGUCUAAUCAAAAGCUGGAAUGUUUAGAUCUUUCUAGGAAUCAACUCAUGAAUGUAGAAUGUGACUUCUUGCAUAAUGCUACCUCUCUGAAAUAUUUGGAUAUUUCUGAAAAUAAUUUUCUAAGUCUGACACUUGGAAAGGCAUUUAGCUUUCUGCAAGAUCUGGAAUAUUUAAGUUUAGGAAGCAGGAAAACAAUAAAGUUUCGAAAAGAUGAUCUUAAAGAAAUCUCAGGAAAGCAGUUGCAGGAAGUUUCAAUCAAACUAAAAACGUUGUCAGAGUAUGACCCGAGUGCCAUAACGAUUUUGAGAACAACAAAACUCCACAUUGUUUUGCCAUCUAUUAAAAGCUUCCAUUUUUUAAAAAAUGUCUUGGAUGAUGCCUUCAACACAUCUGACAUUUUAACAUUAUCAAACUUUGAAUGCUGCCAAAAGUGCAACCACUUGAGUGUUGACUGUUGUCAAACUUGCAGCAAAAUAAAUAAUGGAAUGAACCAGUGCUGCAGUGAUUGUAGUCAUUAUAUUGAAAGUUUUAAAGUAUUGGGAAAAUACUCAAGAGUCCAGAAUCUAUCUUUGCAGCAUUUAACAGUGGAUUGGGAAACUUUCGCAAAGAUAUUAAAAAUUAUUUGGGAUUCUUCAGUUGAAAAACUUAGCGUUUCUAACAUGAAAAUAUGCCAAGUUAGACAACACUUGUCUUGGUUUUUUCUCCAAAAACAAUUGAAGUCAUUUACUCUCAGAAAAAUAAACAUCUUACCAUUCUAUUUCAGUCAAGCAAUUAUAUAUGAUGUCUUUGAAGAGCUAAAGGUUGAAAAUCUGAUCAUUUAUGAAUCAGGAAUGAUUUUCCUGACUUGUCCAAAAAAACAAAACACAUACAAACUCAUUGAUAUUUCUGAUAAUUCAUUUACCAGUGAUUUCUUUUUUCAGGGCUGCAGCACCCUAAAACAUUUAGAGACUUUUAUUUUGAAACAAAAUAGAUUUGUUCAGUUAUUUGAAGUGAGUAACAUGACCACAUACAUGACAUCUCUGAAGCACUUGGAUGUGAGUCAAAAUCAACUUAUUUUUGAUGAGGUUAGAAUUUGCCCUUGGACCAACAGUUUGACAAAGCUGAACCUGUCUUCAAAUAAGCUUACAGAUUCUGUUUUCACAUGUUUACCCAGCAAUCUAGAAAUCCUUGACUUGCAGAAAAAUAACAUUUAUACUGUUCCCAAAGUGCUGAAGAACCUGAACAAUUUGAAAGAAUUAUACCUUGGUGCUAAUAAAUUAGCCAAUCCACCUGACUGCAACAAAUUUAGAAAUCUUGAGAUUUUGUUUGUUGAGGCAAACUCAUUUCAUGAACCUUCAAGUACUUUUCUUCAAAGUUGCCAAAGACUGACUGUUCUGAAUGCUGCCUCCAACCCAUUUACAUGUACCUGUAAUUUAAGAGAUUUUAGCACAAUGAACAAAAACACCCACAUAGAGAUGAUAGGGUGGCCAAAGUCCUAUUGCUGUGCCUAUCCAGAUGUCCUUAAAGGAACAUUAUUGAAGGAUUUCUAUUUAUCUGAAGUGACAUGCAGUCCAACCCUCUUACUGGUAAUCGUACUUGGCACUAUGUUUGUAAUAGCAAUCCUAAUUGGGUUAAUGUGCCGUUUUCUGGACUUGCCUUGGUACCUGAGAAUGACAUGGCAAUGGACCCAGAUGAAACGAAGAACAAUGAAGACUGACUCCUACCAGUUAUCUGAAAAUUUGGUCUAUCAUGCUUUUGUGUCCUAUAGCCAACAUGACUACAGUUGGGUGAAGGAGCAGCUACUUUCAAACCUAGAGGAGAGGAAUUUACGAAUCUGUCAUCAUGAAAGAGACUUUAUUCCAGGCAAAGCUGUCUCCUUCACCAUCAAUCCAUCACUUGUUGGAAAGCCCGGAGUAAGUGGAGGUGAUGAGAAAACAGUAGUUUGGACCAUAUGAUUGUUAUCACUACUGCAAUGCCAACUUAAUGUAGCAGCCUGCUUGCAACUCAUGAAAAUCAUCCAACUGAGAAAGUUAAAUUCAAAUGAUGAGCAGGUCCAAACACCUUCUGGUUUGUACUGAAAUUUAAGCUUUCGAACAUUAUUCCAACAUUUAUUAUUUCUGCAUGUGUUUUGUUAAAAAAAAUAGAUAACCACCACAUUUUUUUAAAAAAAAGUUCAUAAGGUGGCAAUCUUAAGACGAUUCAUAGUUACAACAUUUUGUUUCAUGAAUUCUUGCUAGUAAAAAUAAAUUUCAUCUUCCGUUGAAUAUCACCAGAUUCACAGGUCAGUAGAGAAAAUGUUGAGGGCAAGUCUUUUGCUACAAAUUGGCCUUGAAAUAUUGCAUUCAUUUCUUUAUCAUAGGCUUUGUAACGGUUGAAAGUCCUACAUGAUAAUAUCGCAGUUGAAAAGAACAUAUUUUAACAAGUAUAAAUACAUAAUUUAGGAUUUGCUCAUAAUACAUAGUAAGUAUCAUUCUAAUGUACAAGUGGUUCCAAAUUGGAACAGUUACAUCAUGCAUUAUUUCUGGAUCAAUUUAAAGUUUUAUCUGUGAUGGCUACUGCACACAAUCAGGAAAUCAAAACAAAUAUGUUUACAUUUUCUUUCAUUUGCUCAGCAUCUUGAGUUUUCUUAAAUGCCUCUUGAUGUUGACAUUGGGAAUAAUAACUAGACAAAACCAAUAUUCUAAACUAAAAUGCAUGGUUUCCCCCACAGAAAGUGUUAAAAUUCACAUUUUAAGUUGAGAAGAAUUGAUUCAAAAUGUGUAUGCCAUCUAAAUCCCCCUUCCCGCCUCGAUAUAUGACACAAGACACAACCGGAUAUUUCAGUCUUUUCACACCCUUAUUAUAAAUCUUAAAAAAAUAUUACUUUACCUUUAGAAGCAGAGACCUUUUCUUUGUACAAAAAAAUCACAAGAUUUAUUAUUUGUGCUGCGAUUAUUACCUGAUUGCACUUAUUUUGCAGUGCAUUUUAUUUUAAAUUCUUCGAAAGAUGUCCUACUCUAAGGCAGGUGCCCCACACCUCUACCUUAUAGAAAAUCACAUCACUCUUAUACAAAUCUCAACAAUGACUACAAUGCAUGAGGCAGGCCAGCCGCCAAAAUUACUGUGUUCACAUAUCUCCAUUAUCCCUCAGUCCCUUGUUUAGCUGAAAUAUUUCUCUAAAAUGUAAAUGAAUCUGAUGCUGUCCACAUUUUAUUUUAUCAGAUAGAUUUCUGUACCGCUUGCUUUUGAUAUACAGCAUCAUCUGCAGUGCUGCACUUCCUUUUAAGUAUUCCUAUCUGGGAUGCCCCACACCUACAAAAUGACUCUGAAAUAAGUUGCGCGGUGUAUACUUAAGUCUUACUUAACAUUCUCAAUCUAGUUGAAACUAAAAACUCCGAGGUAUCAUUUUCUACGUGGUCAAAUAUUGAACUGCUCUAGAAAUCUUACCUUAACUACUGUUUAUUUGUCAUUAUACUAUGAUGAUCCAAUGCAAAUUUAUUUGUUUUCAGAAAUCAAAAAUUUUUUUUUCAAUUUUCUCCCUCACAGGUUGGAGUUGCUGGGUUGCUGUUCUGUAGGACUGUACUACUCUGUCCCUCCUCCCCUCCAUCUCUUGAAUACCCUAAGUAGAUAUUCAAACAUAGGCCGUGAUUGGCAGUAGGCCACAAACUCAAUUCUGACCUCACUUGACAUCUACCCUUACAUAUACUUCACAGCAUCAGAAAAUGUUGAUCCUAAUUAGAAUGGGAGUGAUACUGCUUUGAUUAUUUGUUUCAAUUUUUAAAAAAGAUAUUGAGGCUAAUUAUAGCAUUUCUACUGCUAUACUGUGGUGAGAUGAACUAAUUCCACAUGAAGUGUGUUCAAACUUGUACUUUUCCUAGUUUGUGUGCCUCAAUGCCAAACUGAUUAAAAUUUUCACCAGCUGAGCCAUGAGACAAGCUACAGAAAUAAAUGUUGCACUCCAAAUUACAUCAAAUCUGAAUAUGAUUUAUAAUAUUUGGUACGCAUUAAAGUGCAUUAUUAAUCUAGAUACAUAUCCAAAUUGGCUGCAGUGGUCACUAACCCAUAUUACAGUCAAAGUGUGAACAUAGAAUGAAACCUGGUCUAUUGUCUAUUUACACUAUAGAUUUGUAAGAUCGAGGUGAUUUAUAGGUGUAUGUGGCAUUAGCCAGUGAUUUACAUAAUUUCAAAAACUUGUAAACACUUUUAUGUUCACAGAAGCCAUGCUGGUGCUUAGGCUUUCAUUUUGUUUUGCUGUUCACUUAAAAUAUUUUGUUUCUUUAAAAGUUCUACAGAAAACAAUUGGAAGAGUUGGUGAUUGAUAUAUUUGGAAAAAAAAUUACAGCCAUGGCAAUUGAAGUUUGCUUUUCAAUAUUUGCAUAAAUUAAUAAAACUGGAAUGUAAUGAACCACAUCAUAGAAUGUUCUCCAGCGGCCGGUAGUGUAACUUUAAACAGGACAAGGUCCAUAUCAGCUUCAGAUUACUAUGCUUGUUUGACUGGAUGUAGUGAAAAAUGUUACAAAACCUUACCAACUGUAAGCAAUAAACCAGCAAUAAAAAUAUUUACACUAAUGUUUAAAAGAUGAUUUUUGAGUAGCUUAACAGAACUAGCCCAAAUACCUUAAUUAUUAAAAUUAAAUGUUAUAAUUGUUGCAAUAAAUGAAAACAACUGAGCUUUGACAAAAUGCCUUAUUUGGCAGAGUACAUUUUCACACACAAAUUCUUGAGUUCUUCAUUCCCAUUGAUUAUUUCAGAGUUUCCCAAGGAUGAUUUUAGAGAGCACAGCAUCUGUUGUGUCAUAUUGAUAUAGCAUGAAACCAACAUUAUAUUAAUGAAUUUAUGUCGACCUGCCAAAGGCAUAUGUCAAGUGCCAUGGUAUAAUUAUAGAUUAGGAAGCAGUUGGUAGAAGGGUAUUUUGAUGAAAGGGUGGAGCAGAAUUGUUCGAAGCAGGUUCCUUUCUCAGAUAGUUAAAGAACUUUGUUACACAUGGUUCAUUUUUCUCUAUCAUCUGAAAUAGAGACAACAAUGAUAAUAUGGUUUAUUGGUGAUUGUAUGUUGUCCAAUCACUUUUUUUUUUAAGAUUAGAUUCCCUACAGUGUGGAAACAAGCCCUUCGGCCCAACAAAUCCGUCAACUCAAUGCACAACAUUCCCAUUAUCGAAUUCUUCCUGUAAGGAGUCAAAUUUCGCUUAAUUAUGAUCUGACAAAAUAUAAUCA